AUGUCUCGCAAUAACGAUUCCACGAGCGACGAGCACCACGAAAACGCGACCGACGAUGGCUACGCGCGAAACCUCCAAGGCCAACAUGUCGAUCUCGAACGAGGAGCCGAGAAGCGCAACAAGGCCUUCCCGGGCGAUAACCAAGCGCCUUUACGAUUGAAGGAUCGCGUUGUGAGGGUUACUUGGUCUUGGUUUCCCUGCACAAUGUCAACAGGUGGUCUCGCCAAUUUGCUUGGGGAGCAGCCAUACACUUUUACCGGGCUUCAAACAAUUGGCAAGAUUGUGUUUAUCCUCAAUCUGGUGCUUUUCGUCACGUUUACCACCCUGAUACUUGCACGCUUCAUUAUGAAACCACGGGCAUUCUCAACAAGUCUUCAUCAUCCAUCCGAAUCCUUCUUUUUUGGCUCAUUCUGGGUUUCUAUUGCGCUUAUCCUCAAUGGCGCGCAAUCGUACGGUGGACCUGCGACGGGCGAAUGGUUCACGACCGCGAUGAGGGUCGUUUUCUGGAUAUACUAUGCAUGCGAAAUGAUUGUCGCUGUGUCGCAGUAUCACACCAUCUUUGAGACUGAGAGAUUGGACAUUUCUGAGGCGUUGCCAGCUUGGAUUUUGCCUGCUUAUCCCUUCUUGGUUACUGGUAUUUUGGCCGCUAAGAUCGCGGGGAGUCAGCCUCAAUGGAGCGCUGUGCAGAUCAUUGUUGCAGGUCUUAUGGGCCAGGGUCUUGGUUGGAUGCUUGCCCUGUUCAUUUACGCUGUUUAUUUGUCGCGUCUGAUCCAGCAUCCAUUGCCAGCUGCGUCCAAGAGGCCUGGAAUGUUUAUCGCUGUUGGACCUACAGCUUUCACAUGCGCUGGUCUCAUCUCACUUGGCACCCAAGCCAAGUCCGCUCUCCCAAGCGAUUUCCUCGGUAGUUUAAGCUUCCCCAUCGGUGAAGUCUGGUACGCUGUCUCCGUCGCCGUCGGCCUUUUCAUCUGGCUCGUCGCCAUCUGGUUCUCUGCCCUGUCCGCUCUCUCCGUCCUUCGAGGUGUGCGCAACAUGGAAUUUAGUCUCACCUGGUGGGCGCUUGUCUUCCCCAACGUCGGUCUCGCUCUUGCAACCAUCAACGUCGGGAAGAACCUGUCUUCUCGUGGUAUCCAGAUUUUUGGCUCUGCCUUGACUGUUGUUCUCGUCGCGCUGUGGUUUGUCUGUGCAUUUGCUCAUAUUAGAGCGAUUAUUAAGAGAGACUUGCUUGCUGUUGGGAAGGACAUGGAUGUUGAGCAUGUUAAUAAGCAGCAUGACAAGAAGAAGGCCAAGCACGAGUCAAAGUCACAAAAGUCGAACUAG
Fusarium coffeatum is the source of this 1317-nucleotide messenger RNA. RefSeq lists its product as uncharacterized. Gene Ontology annotation, molecular function: malate transmembrane transporter activity. The transcript has 2 exons. NCBI's taxonomy places the organism in Eukaryota, Fungi, Ascomycota, Sordariomycetes, Hypocreales, Nectriaceae. The coding region runs from base 1 to 1317 and encodes 438 amino acids. Gene Ontology annotation, cellular component: membrane. Gene Ontology annotation, biological process: malate transmembrane transport. The record is from RefSeq and is a predicted model, not a curated record.